UAUCUGGCGUGAAGCUUGUUUAACUGUUAAAUCCAAGAAGGUAGCUGACUUCUUUAAGAGAUCACGAAACCAGUGAUAAGUCUUCAAUUGGUUGUUGAUCGGUCAACUUGGUCUUCUGCAAGCGAUCCGCGACCAGGAGUUUCAGUGUGUGAGAAGUUUAGUAGCGCAUAUUAUUCGCGGAAUAGCUCCUUGAUUUGAUUCGGGUUUAUUUAGUCGACUGUAAAGCACUUCCACCUGAAAAUGAAAUUCAUCUUAUUGUUGGUGCUGAGUUGUCUUUUGCUCGAAUGCCAAUCUUCGCCUAUUCAAAUUGUGGAAAAUCAUGAGCUUGUGGACAAAGCCAAGGAAAGCGUUGCGGUAGGAAGACAGGCUGCGCCAGCACCAGCACCAGCCGACGAUGAUGACGACGACGAUGAUGAUGAUGAUGACGAUGAUGACGGAAUUGGUGACAUUGUUGGUGAUGACUAUGAUGACGAUGAUGAUGAUGAAGGUGACGACGACGAUGACGAUGACAGCGAAGAGGAUUAUUCGUUCGUUAGAAUUUUAGAUGAAAUUAUUGAUGAUGAUGAUGACGACGACGACGAUGAUGAUGAAGCCAGCCCGGCUGCAGCUUCACCUGCCACCCCAGUUCAAGCGGCCGCAUCUGAAGUUGUGGCCCAACCUGCACCUGUUGAAGUUUCAGCGGUUGCUGCUGAAGCAGGGGAAGCUGCUGCAGCACAGAACGUUGACUACAUCAAUGAAGGUGAGCAAACGGUAUUCUAUGAUGAAGAGAAUGGUGCAAUCGAUACCAAAGUCGACAAUCUCAACAAACCGCAAGAAGGGGUGACUGUCCAAAAAGUACCGCUUCCGGUGCAACCAAGCCCAGCACCGGCAGCAAACUCGUCGGAUGAUGAUGACGACGAUGAUGACGAUGAUGAUGAUGGAAUCGAGAGUGCAUUAGGAGUCGACGAUGAUGAUGAUGACGACGAUGACGACGAUGAUGAUGAUGACGAUGAUGAAGAAGAACUGAUUGGUGAUGAUGUCAUUGAAGCAAAGCGUGCACGAUCCCUGGAGAAAGACGCUCCAAUGCCGCAGAUGUUGACUGACAGGUACAACAUGUUUAUUGAUGGAAUCUUUGCAAGGAUUAACAGAAUUUUAAAGACAUCAUACGAUCCUGUCCAUGUUGAAUUGACGCCACAAGGAAAGCGCAUUAAGGGAAAGAAUAAUCCUAAGAAAACUAAGAAACCAGCGAAAAAAUCACCCACAAAGGCAGCUCGAGAAGAACCCCUCACACCAGAUAGCGGCAACGCUACUGCAGCUGAUGAGCACAAAGUCGUCAAGCGACAUAACCCUGAAGCUAUUGGUGUUCCAUCGGUAGGCAUCCCAGAGAAAUUCAUUACGUCAACGGCCACCCAAAAGCCUGAAAACAGAGCAAAGCCCGCAAAGGUGUCAUCUGCUACCAAGAAGACAACAACAAAACGUGUGUCGAAACCACAAAAUUCGUCCACAAAACAAGGAAGUACACCUUCACCGCAGGCUACUGAAAAACCCAAAGCACAGGGAAUCCUAUACGGGAUGGCAUCAUUGAAGCGAAUCGGAAACGUUAAAGUGAUUCCAGAAGGUGUCAACUCUACAAUAAAAAGUCGCUUCAGCCUCGGCCCAUUAACACUUCGCGUGGAAAAAUCAAUUAAGCGUGGAACUGUUCGAAGCGUGAAAAGCGCCACGGCAAGGACAAACGAAAUGAUUGGCAGGAUUACAUUGCGAGUGGUAAAUGGCGAGGCGAGCGUUGUAUCGAUAAAAGUUCAACAGCCCAAGCAGGUUCAGGUCGAAAGCGAGAAUAAUCACGACAGGACACGAGAGUUUGUUUGGAAAAAUACUCCACAUAUCGCCCACUUGGUGUCACAAAAAUUACAGGCUGCAGUGAAUUCGAUGUUGCUGCCAAGUGGCUCGGAAGUGGUGCGACAGUGAAAAAGGGGGACGUCAAGAGCAAAAUAAAUUGCCCAGCUCGGCUAAAUUUCGUCGGGGGUGACUUGGCAACAGGCCAGAUUUUUCGGGAAUGGUUUUUGGUCUCCUUCUAUCCUCUGUCAUGAAAUUCUUCGACUAUUUAUUUAAAUCUAUUUUAACUUAUUUAGCGUAAUAUUUAAUAAUUUAUUAUAUUUUCUGUAUUUAUUCAGAGAAACUGUACCCUCUAUCACAAUAAAAACGUAUACUCGUGCUACA
Messenger RNA from Hermetia illucens (black soldier fly), 2196 nucleotides. RefSeq names its product FK506-binding protein 4 (gene ect). The record is from RefSeq and is a predicted model, not a curated record. Lineage: Eukaryota; Metazoa; Arthropoda; Insecta; Diptera; Stratiomyidae. The transcript is spliced from 7 exons. Bases 241 to 1944 code for a protein of 567 amino acids.